UGACAUACAUUUUGGAAUAUUGCUACACAUUUGCUGGUGCUUACAUUUAAAAUUUUUUAGCUGAAGGUUAACCACAGGUACCAAGAACAUAUUUGUGAUUAUCAGCAGAUUAGAAACAAAUACUAUCUAUUUUAUUCUCUACUCUAUCAGUUCAAAUUAUUGGAGGACAAAGUAAUCUACCGUCAUGUCUGUACGUGGUAGAGGAAGAGGUAAACCUUCCAUAUCACUUAGCACGGAACAAUUAGGUUUUGCUAAGGGAGAAGCACUUCCACCACCUGUCUUACAACCUCCACCAAAGUAUCCUCCUUUGGAGUAUAAACCACUACCUGUGAAUAUCAAUACAGAAAUGAGCUAUUUGUUAGAAUUGAAGAGGGAGUAUGCGGAAUAUAUGAGAGAGUCACCUAAUAAUGUUGUACCUGUUGUAAUUAAGAAAGACAUUGAAAGAUAUUCAGAUCGGUAUCAAGAUCUGAUCACAGAUAAAUCCAGUUAUGAAAUCAGAUACGAUUGGACCAGAAUGCCGGCCGAGUUGAAGCCUCAGAUAAGAAAACGCAAAGGGCAAAAGUCUGAGAAAGCUCAAAAGAAGCAGAAGAACGUCGACGUAGAGUCCAAGCUGCAGGAAUUAGAAAAGAAAGAGAGCUCUCAGCAAAGUGACGCGGAGGAGGAGGAGAAAGAGGAGGAGGAAACGGAAGAGAAGGACGACGACCAUCCGGAAGAGGAAGAGGAGGAACUAGAUGAAGAAAUGGACGAGGGGACCGAUUACGUGAACAAUUACUUCGACAAUGGAGAAGGUUACGACGACGAAGACGAUAAUCUAGACGAUGGACCUAUUUAUUAAUGCUUCGAGCUUUUAUAAGAAUCAGAAAUUUCUCUCGGUUCUGAAUAAUUGUACUAGGAUACUU
Molecule: messenger RNA, 899 nt
Organism: Habropoda laboriosa
Lineage: Eukaryota; Metazoa; Arthropoda; Insecta; Hymenoptera; Apidae
Gene: Polr3G
Product: DNA-directed RNA polymerase III subunit RPC7-like
Exons: 1
Coding region: 185-835 (216 amino acids)
Biological process (GO): transcription by RNA polymerase III
Cellular component (GO): RNA polymerase III complex
Source: RefSeq, a predicted model, not a curated record